GAUCGGGUCUAGCUUCAAGGCUACAAUCUAUUGUUCUUUCACCAAGCAGUGUAGUCAUCCAGAUAUUUCCUCACCCUCUCUCCAAUCGGCCUGCGAGGCUUGUGUUAAAGAUGGGUAUGCGGGAUCGUCCCCUCCAGCAUGGUGACUGUGGCUAAGUUUAGUUCAAGGUGCGCCAACCCAUAUUUUUGGAGCGACGACUUUCUUGGCAGAGUGGAAUCCACUGCCAAUAACAAGCUAGCCUCCUGUGUGGAUUCGGCACCUUUGACAGUCGAGGGCUGCCAGGAAGGGCUCAGACAUGCAGCAAGCUAUGUUGGCAGCCAAGUAGCCUUAAAAGGUGACCGGGUGUGUGGAGGCUUCAUUAAUAUAGCAAAUGCGAAAGGCGCGGAGGCGGGGGCUAUUACAGUGAGCGGCACAUGCAUGCCUGAUUAUUCCAACAUAAUCAUCCCAGCAUAAUCGUGCCCACGGGAUCAUAGAGGAUCAGAGGAGUCUGCAGCGGCUUUCCUUUUGAGUGUUUAGUAUUGAUUGCUCUAAACUCCACAGAAU
This is a messenger RNA of Aspergillus welwitschiae, 543 nucleotides long. RefSeq lists its product as uncharacterized. NCBI's taxonomy places the organism in Eukaryota, Fungi, Ascomycota, Eurotiomycetes, Eurotiales, Aspergillaceae. The transcript has a single exon. Bases 139 to 453 code for a protein of 104 amino acids. The record is from RefSeq and is a predicted model, not a curated record.